Messenger RNA from Papilio machaon (common yellow swallowtail), 1110 nucleotides. RefSeq lists its product as uncharacterized. The record is from RefSeq and is a predicted model, not a curated record. The transcript has 7 exons. The coding region runs from base 196 to 1047 and encodes 283 amino acids. NCBI's taxonomy places the organism in Eukaryota, Metazoa, Arthropoda, Insecta, Lepidoptera, Papilionidae.
UUAAGUGCCAAAAACUAUUAAGUAACUAUUUUAGUAAAACAACUAGCAUAAAGAUUGCCAGUGUUGCUCAAAAUUAAAUAAGAAAUGUUCGGUUAAUGAAUUGUGAUGACUGUGAUAUAGUUGGUCAUAAAGAGAGUGAGAAAUAUUGUGAAAAAUGUUUAUUACUGCUAGAAAGUGGUUAAACACGUGAACAAAAUGACAUCCCUGCUGCAAGCUGUCAUUAUUUGCAUCGCUUUUCAGUUUAUUGGUACGGCGAACACUCUCAAAUCUCUGCAAAUACACGUCCCUAGAGCCAUUCUAACUGGCAGGGACGCUGAGCUAAUGUGUACUUACGAGUUGGAAGGAGCACAAUUGUACUCCAUACGAUGGUACAGAAACAUGAUAGAAUUUUAUCGAUAUGUGCCAAAGGAAUCGCCGGCUACAAAAGUCUUUCCCGUGGCGGAGAUAAAGGUCGAUGUUGCCGCUUCAGACCAGAAUCGAGUGGUGCUCACAGAAGUCGACAGAACAUUGACUGGAGAAUACCAGUGUGAAGUAUCUGCAGAUGCGCCUUUGUUUCAUACAGAUAUCAAAGCUGCAGAAAUGGUAGUUGUAGAGCCGCCGUUACUAAGUCCCAAUGUAACCGCUGACCGCGUGUCCUACGUCGGCGGGGAUCACAUACGAGUAAACUGCUCAUCCCCGCCAUCCCUACCCGCUGCCAAUAUCACUUGGUUUGUCAACGAACAAAUGGUGCCAGGAUUCACAGCGAACCAUGUGUUCAACUUUAGUAACGGCUUUGCUUCAAGCUUAGCUACAUUAGAACUGGAGGCCACUGCAUUAUCGCCGGUGCCUACGCUUAUGAUUCGAUGUGAAGCAUCAAUAUUCGAUAUAUGGAAAGCAACUAGUCACACUAUUGUGUUGAGGGAACGUAGUGCAAAUCCUGCUUCUGCAUUAGGAAGAAGUUUUACAGGAGCAGCUACUGAAACUUGUCUACCAACAAUUGUGAUGUUACUUUUACAAAUUCUACUGCAGUUUUUGAUGCAAAAUUAUACAGAAACAUCUAUAAGAUAGCUGACUUAUAAUCUGUAUACAGUUGUUCUUUAAUGGUUAUUGUUAUAAGUGAAUAUAUUAUUG